AUGCCGAACCACAAGCCCACCAGCCUCAUCAGACAAGCCCAGGAGUACGACAACAUGCUCCUGUUGAGCCCCUGCGACUGCACGGUGCUCCACCCGGCGCAGCUCCUCGGCCCGCAGACUUUCGACGUGGGGUUCCUGGAGCUGCAGGCCAGGCCUGCGGCAGGUGCCUUUUUGUCGGGCUGGGCGCUUUGCGUCGCCUGCAGCGACAGCGCCAGGGAGCUCGGCAGCAUGGCAGAGGCGCUCCGGCGCGCGGUGGAGUCGGCAGGGGAGCGGUGCGUCAUCUGCUUGGACAGGCCGCCAGACCGUGUCAUCGUGUACUGCGGCCACCUGCUGUGCGCUGCGUGCGCAGAGGAUGCAGGGGCCGAGUAUCGGCGGCGCCUUGCGGCGCGUUUCCGCCAGGGGUACCUCAGCGGGCGGCAGGCUAUCCACGCUAAGUUUGACGUUGGCGCUCGUGAUUCUAAUGACGGCGUGGCAGCCGGGGCGGACGAUGACAGCAUUGAUGUCGAGUUCAGCCUUGCGCAGAUGGCCUACAUUAUCGACCAGGCGACUGCCGCCGUGCAGGCCAAAUAUCCACAGCCCAACCUCGCCCCCCCUAUGGCCGACUGGGAGCGGUACCGGGAGUCGCGGAAGUACAAGGUCCAGGCGGAUACCAACGUGAACCCCAAGCACGUGGGCGAGUCUCUGAGAACCCUGACGCUGGAGGACCGCAUAGAGCUCAGAAGACAAAACCGCGAGCUCCAGAAGCGGAGGAUCUCGGAGAACCUCGGGUCCGUGGACGACUUGCCGGACUCGGAGUGGCCUCCCGCGAGCUCUCCCCCAGCCGAGGAGGCGUCGGAGAAGCCGGCGCGGCCCGAGAAGCGAGCCACGGAGCAGAUCGUGGAGGACCUGUUGGAGGCGGCGGGGCCCAGCGCGGACACUGCUGGUGCGAACGGUGGCCCCAAGCUGCCCCGCUGGAAGCGGCGCAAGGUGGACAAGGGCGACGACCAGCUGGAGAUGAUCGCCGUCGAGGGCGCCGCGCCUGCCGCCUCGCAGGCCGCAGAGGCCCGAAACGGGCACGGCUGCGCCGCCUCCAGGCAGAACGGCUCCGCGAGCAAGCCGCCAGCUGCCGAGUCCUCCAGCAGCGCGGCGCGGGGCUCGGCCGUCGAAGUGGAGCUCGGCUCCGAGGACAAGCAGGCGGGCCCCCAGGUCGAAGACCUGGACGCCGUGGCCGUCGUCGAGCUGCUGGACGACGACAAGGCGAGGCGGACCAGCGGCGGUUUGGACCGACGAAGGCCCCGCCGGAAAGUGGCCAGCGCCAGCGCCGCCGGGAGCGACGUGUUGGAGGAGGUCACGGAGGUGUUGGACUAA
Molecule: messenger RNA, 1347 nt
Organism: Prorocentrum cordatum
Lineage: Eukaryota; Dinophyceae; Prorocentrales; Prorocentraceae
Source: the annotation of a GenBank genome assembly